AUGAAGUGCGCGGGCGGGCGGAUGGGUGGUGGCGAUGCGGAUGCAGUCUGCCGCGUCGAGCGCGCCCGCCGUGUGUUCAAUCGCCUCCACAUCCAGCCGCAAGGGACGACUCAACAGUUCAAUUCCUCUUUCAUGGAGCCACAAGGUAUUCCUCAACAGUUCAAUUUCAGUUCCCUUGUCUUCCAGCCACACACUACGACUCAACUGAUGACACAAGAGGCUACUCUGUUCGCUCGGCGUGUUUACGUUGGUGGCCUUCCUCCCUCUGCUAACGAACAGACAAUUGGAGUAUUCUUUAAUCAAGUCAUGGCUGUUAUUGGAGGAAACACUGCUGGUCCCGGUGAUGCUGUCUGUAGCGUCUGCAUGAACCAUGAACAAAGAUUUGCUUUAGUGGAAUUCAGACUGGCUGAGGAAGCAAGCAAUGCAAUGGCUCUGGAUGGCAUUUUGUUUGAAGGGGUGCCAGUGAAGGUUAGAAGGCCAACAGACUACAACCUUUCCCUGGCAGCAGGCUUGGGCCUGAGCCAGCCAAGCCGAAAACUGAAUCUUGCUGCAGUUGGACUAACAGCAGGAUCAGACGGAGGAGGGUUAGAAGAUCCUGACCGUAUUUUUGUGGGUGGCCUUCCCUAUUUCUACUCUGAAGCUCAAGUCCGGGAGUUGCUUGAAUCCUUUGGGCCUCUUCGAGGACGAGCAAACGAGAGUGCAUCUCAGCCCAGACCAGAACAGCUAAGUAUCCUAUUGAAGGCCCAGCGACAGGUGCAAAUGCAGAAACUUGCCAAUCCAGUUGGAGCGGCCCCUACAAAGGUGGUUUGCCUCGUCCAGGUGGUCAGUGCAGAUGAAUUGAAAGAUGAUGAAGCGUAUGAGGACAUCAAGGACGACAUGAGGCAAGAAGCAUGCAGAUAUGGUAAUCUGGUGAAAGUUGUGAUAGCACGUCCUGACCCCAGCGGACACCCGGUCACUGGAGUCGGAAAGGUGUUCUUGGAAUAUGCAGACGUCUACAGUGCCACCAGAGCAAAGAUGUCCUUGCAUGGAAGGAAAUUUGAUGGGAAGCCAGUGGUGGCCAGCUACUAUCCUGAGAUUAAGUUUGCCAAUUUGGAUUUCGAUGGAUAA
Miscanthus lutarioriparius is the source of this 1107-nucleotide messenger RNA. The record is from the annotation of a GenBank genome assembly. NCBI's taxonomy places the organism in Eukaryota, Viridiplantae, Streptophyta, Magnoliopsida, Poales, Poaceae.